AUGGGGGAGUCGCAGAAGCGAGCGCUUCAGUCCUACGCCGACCGUUUGCUCAGACUCAUCGAGUUCAACUCUGCUACUGAGGAAGAUUUUAUCCAGGUUGCUCAAAGUUUUGAGGCAUCGAGGAAGAGAUGGCAGCAGACUGAGAAGGUGCUGAGGGAGAAACAGGAGACUUUAUUGCGAUGUGAGAUCGAUCGCUCAGCGCUGCAGGUGAAGCUGAAGCAUGCCCGCAAUCAGGUGGACGUGGAGAUGAAGCGCCGUCAGAGAGCAGAGACCGAGCUGCAGACUGUGGAGCGUCAGAUGCAGCUGAUUGGGGAAGUUAUACAGAUACAGAAUGAUGGUCAGACCACAGUGCCUCUUAGCGACUCUGUUUUGGCGUUCUUCGGGGGACCCCGCUCCAAUCCUGCAGCCCAUGGAGCUGGAAACAGAUUGUCCAUGGUAGACGAGUCUUGCGGUUCCUUUCUGUCGGACAUCAGCUAUGACCAGACUGACGAUGACCUGGAUCUGGAGGAAUUUUCAGGGAAACCUGUGAAACUGAAGCCCCGGGAAAGAAGGCGGUCCUCACUUUCUCCCCUGUUUGCUCCGUUUGUGAAGAAACCUCGGCCGAGUUUAACAGCUGCUAUCGUAAAUGAGAAUAUUAAGGAAGCAAUUAUUGCAAAAACCACCAUGUUGAUUAGAGACUCCGGUCCAAUCCAUGCCACGUCCUCCAUUGAGUCUGUACCACGCCGACGAUCGCGCAAGAGUAAAGCCUUCUCAUGCAUGCAAGACCAGUCUAUAUUACCACAAAUAAAUGAGGCGGAUCAAGAAACUGAACCAGAAUUGCCUCAACCCAACAACCCAGCACAAGCGCACGUCUUCUUGUCCAAAACGAUGAUCCGGGCCGAGCAGUGCUCCGUCUGCGGCCAUAAGACCCGGUUUGGGAAGAUGUCUUUAAAGUGCAGAAACUGUCGGAUUUUAAUACAUCCUGAAUGCCGAGACUUUUGCCCCAAGCUGUGCCCUUCCACCUCUGUGCCCUCUCAGAACACGGCACCAAAAAAAGGACAGGUGCUGCUGUCUGACUUCGCCCCGACCACUCCUCCUAUGGUGCCCAGUCUGGUCAUUCAAUGUGUAAAUGAAAUUGAGAAGAGGGGUCUGAAUGAGCGGGGUCUCUAUCGUAUCUCUGGUGGUGAGCGACUGGUAAAGGAAAUGAAACACAAACUUCUCUAUGGGAAAGCGAAGGGUCAUCAACUGGCAAAAGAAGAUAUUCACGCUGUGUGCGGCGUCUUGAAGGAUUUCCUGCGGAACCUGACAGAGCCUCUCCUCACCUUCUCCCUGCACGCCCAGUUCCUGGACGCCGCCGAUAUUCUCAAUGAAAGUGACAGUAAAUGUGAGAUCUGCCAGGCUGUUCAGGAGCUUCCCCCUGCAAACAGGGACACGCUGGCCUUCCUCAUCCUGCACCUGUACAGAGUGAUGCGGAGUCCAGAAUGUCAGAUGGAUAGGAUGAACUUGUCUCGGGUCUUUGGUCCGACCAUCGUUGGUUAUUCAGUGCCUGACCCCAGCCCUCUGGUAAUCAUGCAGGACACCCCCCGACAAGCCAAGGUGAUGUCUCUGCUGCUCUCGCUGCCCUGCGGCUUCUGGAAUCAGUUCUUGUCCAACAAUCGGGAGAAUCAAAAUUGUGACUCUGUGAGCAUGGCGCAAGAGCGUCUGUUUCGUCCACUGACCUCGCCUGAGAUUACCACUACACCCACCCUUUCCCUGAAACACAGAGGGGGGUCUCCUCACUUAACAGAGUCUGCAAGCAAGAGUGAGCUGCCAAAGAAGACUGGAAGGUUUUUCACUUCUCCUAACGCCUGAAGGGGUUAACGCUGCACCUUCUGUCGUCUGCACGUAUCACACUUAAUAUACCUGUUCACCGUCCCUUGUGUGUUUUGGAUGUCUAUGGACGACACUGUAUAGGAGAAGUGCUGACCGCCUCCUGAGUGUUACCUCCCUGGAGAAUAAUAUAAAAUGUAUAUCAUAUUUAUAGGAAAUAAAUUAUGGAAGCAACAAGUUUUGGGGUUUAUUUUUCCUUUCGCUGCAUUCAUUAUUCUGGGCCUCGCUCGUUGCCAACAGAAAGUAGAUAGACUUCUAAAGUUGCUUCAUUUUAGAUGAAUUGGAAUUGGACAGUGGGUUUGAAGGUGGAUGUGUAAGUCUGACGUGAGGAAAGGAUCCUCAUUUGCUCCACAGAGGACGUUGCAGGGAUUGUCCGCUUAUUUUAUACCGAUGGCCUAUAUUCAGUGCCUGACUGGCAGGGGUCCAGACCGUAGUCAUAGGCUUUAAACCCCACACCACUGAACAUGUACAGUGCGGGUUUAUGGCUGCUGUAGCAUACAGUGCUCAUGUCAGGAAUUAGACGCCUAGUAAUCAAAUGUUGAUGACCUAUCCUCAUCUAUAGUCCUGGACAACACCUCUAAGGAGUUAGUUUUG
Bufo gargarizans (Asiatic toad) is the source of this 2442-nucleotide messenger RNA. RefSeq names its product rac GTPase-activating protein 1-like. The transcript is spliced from 16 exons. Gene Ontology annotation, biological process: signal transduction. Bases 1 to 1830 code for a protein of 609 amino acids. The record is from RefSeq and is a predicted model, not a curated record. NCBI's taxonomy places the organism in Eukaryota, Metazoa, Chordata, Amphibia, Anura, Bufonidae.